This is a messenger RNA of Symsagittifera roscoffensis, 3801 nucleotides long. RefSeq lists its product as uncharacterized. NCBI's taxonomy places the organism in Eukaryota, Metazoa, Xenacoelomorpha, Acoela, Convolutidae. The transcript is spliced from 18 exons. The record is from RefSeq and is a predicted model, not a curated record. Gene Ontology annotation, molecular function: protein binding. The coding region runs from base 55 to 3801 and encodes 1248 amino acids.
CAAUUUUGUGCUAGUAUAAUUUUUUGUAAUUGUACUUUGGAUCUCAAAAAAGAGAUGGUACACCUGGCGACGUCUAUUGUUUUCGUAUAUCUUUACGCUCUGAGUCUCAAUGCAGAAUGUGCUUACGCCCUUAAUUCAAGUGUGUACCAAGGCUCGACCUCUGUUUUAACGCAAGAGAAUGUGACUUCAUCUGACCUUGAUUUGUCAAUGCAACGAGUGAAUUGUGUUAACGCAAGCACGGGAGAAAACUGCACUGAUAAGGGUAAUGUCAAUGUAACCAAGAACAAUGGACAGUCGGAUGCUAUCGGUUCGAGUGACAUGCAGCAACUGGAACAGCUCCCCAUAACCACUGGAAAUAAUAUGACUCAGGACUUGGUCGCAAAUGACACUCCGAUUUGUAUAAAUUCUUCCGAAAUACGAUUUUCAAAGAUCUAUCAGGAUUCGAGCUCUGUUUUGCUGGAAAUAAAUGCGGUGUGUUCUAAACUUGACUUGUCAAAGCAAAGUGUGAAGUGCUUUAAAGUGAACACCGGAGAAAACUGCAUCGACAAGACUGAAAUUUAUGCCAAUAGUGGACAGUCGGCUAUUAUCCUUUUGAGAGAUCUAAGACCGGGACAGGUUUACAAUGUGACUAUCGCCGCAGGAAGCUUCAGGAAUCAAGAUUUAGUCCCAAAAUACACUUUGAUUUCUAUGGAUUCUGCAGAACUGCGAAUUUCAACCAUCUACAAGGAUUCGAGCUCUGUUUUACUGCAAGCAAAUGUGAACUCAUCUGACCCUACUGUGUCAUUUCAAGGAGUCAGGUGCUUCAAUGUGAACACUAGAGAAAACUGCAUUGACAAUGUUGAAGUUUAUUCCAAUAGUGGACAGUCAGCUAUUAUCAGUUUGAGUAAUCUACGACAAGGACAUGUUUACAAUGUGACUAUCGCCGCGGGAAGCCUCAGAAAUCAGGAUUUACUCGCAAAUUACACUCUGAUUUUUUUGGAUUCUUCAGAGCUGCGAAUUUCAACCAUCUACCAGGAUUCGAAUUUUGUUUUACUUCAAGCAAACGUGACUUCAUCUGACCCUGACCUGUCAGUUCUUAAAGUGAGCUGUGUUAAUGUGAAAAUUCGUGAAAACUGCAGUGAUAAUGUCGAAGUAUAUUCCACCGAUAACAAUGGAAAGUCUGUUACUAUCAGUUUGAGUCAUUUGCAACCGGAAGAACUUUACAGCGUAACUUUUGCCGCUGGAAACAAAAAAGUUGAGGAUUUGGUCUCAAAUAAUACUCUGGUUUGUACGGACCCUUCAAAAAACAUAGACUGGUUUUCACAGUCACAAAUUGAUGGAACAAACUUGAAGUUGCCUGUUUAUGCUGACAACUAUGAGAUAACUUUGGUCCCAACCUUCUGCAUUCACAACAAAACUCUUGUUCAUUCUCACGGGGCUGCCCCUACUAUCUACAAUAUGGAGAAAGGAUGCGAGUAUAGAGUGUAUUACGCAGCCAGAUGUAAACUACCAACCGGGGGCAUUCUAAACUCACAAUUCGUGUCCUACAACGAAUCUUUCUGUACAGAGCCUGAACUACCAACCGUCUUCAGCUCACUGGCAGAUUUUAAAAUAACCGAGACCACACUAGAGAUAAAUGGAUUCGGAGUGCCCUCAGGGCAAUACAGUUACAUUGCGUUCAAGCCUCUUAAUCAAGCGAACUGUGGAAAACCAAUCAUCGGGAACUUGACCAGAGGAGAGACUGAUCUUAAGAGGAAAGACUUGGUGCCCGGCUGUGACUACCAUCUGAGAUAUUCUGCCGUCUGUCGUGCUGAUACAGGCUCAGUUGAGUCGGCUAUAAACUAUUUGGACAUUUGCACAAUUCCUCGUGAAAUCGAUGUCUCAACUGUUUCCAACACUGCAUAUUUCAACUCAAUUCGCAUUACCGGACAUUAUGAUGUCAAAGCAGUGGAGGGCUACGUGUACCGGUUCAAGGUCAAAUCAGUUACUCCUAAUGGGAUUUAUGAUGUGAAUCCACCUCAGAAGAGCGAGAACAACCUGUAUGUGUCUCAGCUGUCACCAGCGACAAAAUACGAGUUCGAACUUGUUAAUCAGAAUUGGUGCAACGAAGAAUCGAAGCUGAGCGUCAAAUACACCGUCUGCACGCUGCCUGCAGCUCCCAACAAAUCGUCAAUUCAAGUUGAAUCCGAUUUGAGGAGCCUGACUAUCAAAGGAACAGCAUCCAAUGUCCAGGCAAUCACCGGGCCUCUUGACGCAUACAGGAUAACCUACUUUAAUAGUAGGUAUUAUUCGGAUGACACCUUCGAAGCCGACAAAAAUGCUGAUUUAGAGCUUUCUGGACUAGAGUCGGGAACUAAAUACGAGAUUCAAUUAAAAACUGUCGUGGAACCUGUUGAAGACUGUGGAAUCCAAGUGUCCUCGGAACAAACAUAUCUCCAGGUCUGCACAAAAGUAGCUGGUGUCCUUGACUCUUUGACCUUGAGUGACUCUACUGCGACUUCACUUACCAUCAGUGGAUUUGGAGUGACCUCUGGCAACUUCCGUAGGCUAAACAUCACGCUUCGAGGAUCGUGUGCGGACGACAAAUCAACCCAUCACAAAAUCUACACUGACUACUAUGACUACGAUGACUCAAAGUCUCACACCGUGAAAUUUCAUUAUCUGGAAGCGGCAUGCCACUACUAUGUGUCUUACUACGCUACAUGUGAGGCUGAUAACAAAGAGUAUUCAACCCGAAGUGUCGAAACUGUUUUCACAACUGCUCGCGAGUCUCCUCUGUUCGCUGUAGAACCUGUUGCUUCGAAGUAUAUUGGCGAGGACAUUUACCAAUAUCCAAUUAACGAAGAUGACAAUGAAGGCAAAUUCAACCACUGGCUGUUGGUUGUUGUUGGCAUCGGAGUACCUGUUGUUGUAGUGGUCAUCUUUCUUUUUGUCGGGAGAGAAAUCAAAGCGUCGAGAUCGAAAGCUUCGUCACGACAAAACCCUCCUGGAAUUCGUGUUGACUUCUCCGCCGCCAGCAAGUCGGUUGACAUCGAGGUUGGUAACAAACAGAACAGCGUCGACUUCAAUGCAACGACCCUCCCCCCUGCUGAGUACUCCUCCGAGCAAACCACUGACGACCGAGAGGAGUUGAUACCAGAAGAUGUGCAAAUCAAUGGAAAGCCAAGUGAACAAUCUCCUCCAAGCACCCGCCCCCUCACCGACCAAGUGAACUAUCCCCCCUCCCCUCACCGACCAAAGAUUGUGCUGGGGCUAACUCGACUCAGAGAUUUCCUGGUUGAGAGCGUAGUGGUCUUGUUCUCCUUCUCAGUUUGUGAUCCCUUUAGGGUCAAACUACCUCCAAAAGAGCUACAGGCUCUGGUGCAAGUUGUGAUUGAUCAGAUAUUCGUUUAUUGUAUUUCAAAACUGGAAGAAUUGAAAAUGAGGACAAGAAUCGACACGAGAAAUUAUGAGCGACACGAAAGAUCUUAUGGACCUGAUCUCACCGAGUCUAGGAACAGCUCUUGGUACGAGAUAUAUCAACGCAUGGUGGGUUGCACUUUUGGACUAGAGGAUCCAGUGCUGGCUAUGUUUACCGUCGCGCUCCUUAAUGCAAUGGGAAGAAAAGACUGUGUUGUCCACACCACGGAAGUAGUAUCAAAGCUGGCCAUCGGGGAGUCCGAGUCCAGGGACUUGCAGUCCAGGACGAAGGCACUGGAGUUGUGCGUCUCCAGGGAACCCGUGGCCCUUCUGCAAGCUUCACAGCCUGAGGCGAGCUCCAGAAAUACCAAACCAGACUCUUCGGACAAGAACCUGGCUUCUCAGUCUGAAGAAACAUUUUAG